UAGUUACAUAUUUAUUCUUUUUAUUGUCUGAAUCUCCAACUAGAAAGGAACUACAAUGAAAACAGGGAUUCUAUAUGUCGUGUUUAUUCUCUGUCCCUCCUACCUCUGCACAGAGUAGAUGCUCAAAAAAAUAACUUGACUUAUUCUUCCUAGCUCAGUCUCAUUCUAGGGUGUAUUUGGGGCUCUUAUGAGAACAAAGAGAGUUUGAAGUUAUGCCAAUGUAACAUUAUUAUUAUGUUAAUAAUGAUGUACUUAGAGGAGAAAUGGUGAGGACUGGGAAUGUAACUCAAGAGACUGGUCCUUCCUCCCUCACUGUCAGGAAACACUGAAGUGGCAAGAGGCAGGGACGCAAUCUUUCAAGAACCUCGGUCACUUAUUUCUGUGCUCAGUCGUCCAUCCUUCUCAGGCCCCCACUAGCUCCCUGCCCAUUCUAUACUUUCUUUCCUGUUGUGUGUCCAGAAUUACCCCGUGGGUAGAUGCCCCCACCUUUUCAUCCUCUGGGGGUUACCUAAUCUCCAAACCUGCCUAAGGAAUCAGACAGUCUCUUUUGUUCCUUCCUUUCUUACCCCCAAAGACAAGCCCAGAAGCCCUUUUGUAUUAAAGAUUUAGUGGCUAAUCACUGGCGAGAAUAGCAACAAAAAGUUGCAAAAUUCCUGGAGCUGUGAUCUCUCAAUCUGUUUGGUUCCUAACUCCUGCGGACAGAAACCAUUGUAAAGGAAAGGAUCCUGGUGGCUUAUAUUGAGGCGCAAAUGAGGUGUGGGGUGUCCCUUUCUAAGUAAUGAGUAGCCAAGGGGCACCCCACCCCCGCUUGUGCCUCAAUAUAAACCAUUGGGACCCUUUCCUUUUUGAUGCUUUCUCUUCCUGUCUUUGGUGCCUGGGUAACCUAAGGGCCUCUGGUUCUCUGCCCCUUUGUUGUGUCUUGGAGCCAUGCCUUCUGGGUCCCUGCUCACAGGGUUUGCCUGUGGCCAGGCAGAAGGUUACUGGGGUUAGUACUUCCUCUGCGGGGUUCCCACAAGUCCUGCUAGAAAAAGUGGGUGUUGCUCUGUAUUCACUUCUGGUGCAGACAACAGCCAAAGGAAGAGCUUGCACAGGCAAGGGAUGACAUGGGGAUGUGUGUGUCUGAAAUUCCUGGGGCUCAGGCCUCCAGGUUUAAAUGGUUUCCAAGUAAUCUGGCAAGCUUGGGUGCCCCCCUGUGGUUCCGAGUGGAAUGUGUCCAGUUGACCUUCGGGGAAGGCGAUCAGAGUGGUGGGGGGAACAUCCUCUGUUGUCUUGCUGCUCAGAGUCAGGUCUGGUCCACCCACCAGCAACAUCAGCAUCUCAGGUCUCACUCCAGAUCUAUUGCAUCAGAAUCUGCACUUUUAACAAGAUCUGCACAUUAAAGUUUGAAAGGCACUGCUCUGUCAGCCCCCAGGAUGGCCCUGAAAGCCCUUCUUUUCUCACUCCAUAAGGAGAUGCUGAGUCGACCACAGACCAUGCGGCCCCGAGGUGAUGUUGCCUCCCCUAAGGGACUAGAGAGAUGGAAUAGGCCAUCCAUUACCAUACUCCUAACCACUUCCCAAGGAGCUUUUCCCACACCAGCAUCCUUGGUUCCACCUUAGUCUCUGGAUUCACCUGUUCAAAUCCAGGCAGUUGGGCUGAGUGCUGUGAGCUUUAAGUGACUCAGUCCUCUCCCAGAGCUCAUAGCAUUUCUCUUUUAGAGCUGUUCUGGUCAAGCACAUGGCAUGUACAGCAGAAGAUCUGAGCUGUGCACUGCUCUGCUCUCCUUCCCAAGGCAACCAAACCCUGUGGUAGAGGAAACGGCUCAGUUACAUAAGCACCCAUUAUGGGGUUACCCCAAGAGUGCAGGUCUAGUUCUCUGGUUCCCCCAACAUUUCUGCACCAUGCUUCCAUCAGAUUGCUUCCCUAAACCAUCUGGCUCUAAGUUAAAUAUUCUCUGAGGAGCUUAGAUUUCCCCAAAACAAUGUAUCUUCUUACAUGGAGUCUGGAUUCCACUUAGGGGUCAGCAAUAAAAACACUGUGGAAUUAAAGCUCAGGUGCCCUGGUACUUCCUCCUCUGCCCCUGUGACUUCAGGAGAGUUGCAGACAGGUGUGUUCAUACCUGCCCUUCCUUCUUCCAGGGAUAGAUGGUGUGCUUGGAGACAAAGUGUGCUUGGAGACAAAGUGUGCGUGGAACCUUUGGUAACUAUGAAGCACUUUUGAUAACUAUGAAGCUUUUGUUUUUUAAAUGUAAGAGAUUGGUACUGUAACUUAAAAAGAUAACCUCCAGAUGGACCUCAAGUGUGUUUACAAUGCUCACAAAGGCUUGAAAGAAGGUGAUGUUGCAGUGUGGGAAUGUUCAUGUUUCUAGACUCUCAAGGUGGUGUAAGUGUGUCUCGUUGUGGGGGGGAGGGAGUGCUCCCCACAGAGUGAAGCUGUUGCAGCAGAGUGUGUGAAAGUGGUGAGGCUGAUGUCCAGUGUGUGUGUGUGGCUCAGCUCCUACUGAGUUGAGAGACCUGGGUUCUGGUUUGGUGGCCUUGAAUCCAUCCCUCAGAACUUCCUGAGCCUCAGUCUCCUCAUUUUUAUUUUUUUCAUUUAUUUUAAAAUAUUUAUUUAUUCACCUGGCUGCACCAGGUCUUAGUUGCAGCACGCCAGGUCUUCGUUGGCGCAUGCAGGAUCUUCCUUGAGGCAUGCGGGAUCGUCAGUUGUGGUGUUCGGGAUCCCUAGCUGCAGCACACGGGAAUUUUUUUUUAGUUGCAGUGCGCAGGAUCCCCUAGCCGCAGCAUGAGGGAUCUAGUUUCUGGACCAGGGAUCGAACCCGGGCCCCCUGCAUUGGGAGCGUGGAGUCUCAACUGCUGGACCACCAGGGAAGUCCCAGUCUUCUCAUUUUAAAAUGCAGGACUUGGGCUGGUUAAUUUCUAAGUUCUCUCCUAGUUCCGUCAUGCUAAGCAUCCAGCUUGAGCGUGGGGGCCUUUGGUUGCUGGUUUUACUGUCGAAUUUCAUUUCUGGGUCUCUGUUCCAGCGGGUCAGCCACUCUGUGUUGGUGACUCCCCACACCAGCCUCUGUACCUGGGUUGCUGUUCACCAAUACGCUGGAGUUUGGCUUUUUGGAAAUUUUCUCUUACUCAGUGAAAACGCAGGAAGCUUGAGCAUGAAACUCAUCAGAAAGAAAACACACACACACACAGAGUAAGAAACCACAGGGCCUAUCAGCCUGUCGUCAUCAAGCAGACGAGAAUAGUGCAGAAAACUCUAGGCAGAGAGGAAAUGAACUUGAGAGAAGGGGGAACAUAGGGCAGAGAGGAGAGAAAGAGGGCGGGAGUGGAAGGAGAGAGCUAAAGCUCAGGGGCCCGGGAUGGUGGGAGGAUGGAGGACGUGGCGGUGAAGCAGGGCUUCCUGUACCUGCAGCAGCAGCAGACUUUUGGGAAGAAAUGGCGCCGGUUUGGGGCUGUGCUGUACGGAGGGUCAGGCUGCGCCCUGGCCCGGCUGGAACUCCAGGAGGGCCCGGAGAAGCUGCGCCGGGGAGAGGCCCCCCGGAGGGUGAUCCGCCUCAGCGACUGCCGGCGGGUGGCCGAGGCCGGCGGGGAGGCUAGCAGCCCGCGGGACACCAGCGCCUUCUUCCUGGAGACCACGGAGCGCCUGUACCUGCUGGCAGCCCCCACCACAGAGCGUGGCGACUGGAUGCAGACCAUCUGUCUCCUGGCCUUCCCGGGCCAGAGGAAGGAGCUGCAGGGGAAGGGCGGCCGUCCUUGCAUGGAGAAUGAAUUGUAUAGCAACAUGACCGCAGGGGGGACCUGCAAGGAGUUUGCUGUGACCAUGAGACCCACAGAAGCCAGUGAGAGAUGCCGGCUCUGGGGGUCCUACACCCUCCGGGCUGGGGAGAGUGCCCUGGAACUGUGGGGAGGGCCUGAGCCAGGCACCCAGCUGUACGAAUGGCCGUACAGGUUCCUGCGGCGCUUUGGCCGGGACAAGGUAACCUUUUCCUUCGAGGCAGGCCGGCGCUGCGUCUCAGGGGAGGGCAACUUUGAGUUUGAAACCAGGCAAGGCAAUGAGAUCUUCCUGGCCUUGGAAGAGGCCAUCUCUGCCCAGAAGAACGCCGUCCCUCCUGGGCCCCAAAUCCAGCCAGUCCCCAUCCCCACGGUUUUGCCCCGGCCGGAGAGCCCCUACUCCCGACCCCAUGACUCACUGCCACCACCGUCGCCCACCAUCCCGGUGCCUGCCCCCCGGCAGCAGCGGGGCCCAGAGGGGGAGUAUGCGGUGCCCUUUGACGCGGUGGCCCGGAACCUGGGGAAGAGCUUGAGGGGCAUCCUGGCCGUCCCGCCCCAGCCCCUGGCUGACCCUCUGUACGACAGCAUCGACAGCAUCGAGGAGCACCCACCCUCACGACCUGAGCACAUAUAUGACGAGCCUGAGGGAGUGGCUGCCCUGUCCCUGUAUGACAGCCCACAGGAGCCCCGGGGUGAGGCCUGGAGGAGGCAGGCUGCAGCUGACAGGGACCUUAGUGGCCUCCAGCACAUCUACACAGCGGGACAGGACUUUGCUGCCUCUGGCUGGCCACAGGAGACCGAGUAUGACAAUGUUGUACUUAAGAAAGGCCCAAAGUGAUGGAGGGCAGAGGAGAUGCAGACUCCAUCGAAUGUCAGUGCUGAAGUGGUCCUGUGCAUGUUGGGCCAGGGUCAGAGGCUGGUUAGAAGGUGCCAGAGGGGCAGGCAGACCUCCCUUUCUAGCUUCUGCUGGCGACUCCUUCUGGCCACCGCAUCCCAGGAACCUCCUUCCUCUCCUUCGAGAACCCUCGGCUUGGCCGCCUUAGUCCGAUCUGAGGAAUUGUCCCUCCCAGGGCCUGCUGGGUGAGUCACCAUCCCAAAGCAGGAAGAGUCCCUUGAACAGACCCACCCUUCUCCUAAUCCUUUUCCACUUCCUCAUCCCCCCACCGGCUACCCGCCUGAAUGGAACUUCCAGCAUUUAGAGCAGAGGACAAAAGGAUGUCAGCAAAUCACCCUGGUUCCUUGGCUUGUGCAGGCCACCUGCCUGCUGAUGUCCUGCAGGGCCAGCCAUGGCUCCAGGCAGCCAGGAGGAUGGCUGCAGCUUUCUGCAGGCUUCAGACUUCUCUGUGGUAUUAAAUGUUCCUGAAAUA
Messenger RNA from Hippopotamus amphibius kiboko, 5110 nucleotides. It is a transcript of the gene DOK2, whose product is annotated as docking protein 2. The transcript is spliced from 5 exons. The record is from RefSeq and is a predicted model, not a curated record. Bases 3343 to 4581 code for a protein of 412 amino acids. Lineage: Eukaryota; Metazoa; Chordata; Mammalia; Artiodactyla; Hippopotamidae. Gene Ontology annotation, cellular component: cytoplasm. Gene Ontology annotation, biological process: positive regulation of MAPK cascade; cell surface receptor protein tyrosine kinase signaling pathway.